Molecule: messenger RNA, 3408 nt
Organism: Camelina sativa (false flax)
Lineage: Eukaryota; Viridiplantae; Streptophyta; Magnoliopsida; Brassicales; Brassicaceae
Source: RefSeq, a predicted model, not a curated record
UUUUUUUUUUUUUUUGAUUGUGAUCUUUGGUUUAACGAAAUCGAUGGCGAAAGGUACAGCCACUGGCGAAUUCGUGGUUCGUACAGGGUGUAAAAGGGAAUUGCAGUUUGUAUUGAAAUCUCAGUCUGAGAUCUGUGGAGGUGAGUCACUCGGUCGGACUCGUGGGAGCCGAAACUCGAAUGUUGAAUCUACUAGUAUGGAGGUUAAGAAAUCGAGUGGGAUUAAGAAGAUUCGUCUUACUAAAGAUGAGGAAGAUACUGUUGCUGUUGCUAUAGAAGACGAUGAAGGUAAGAGUGACGUUGUUGAUGUUGAUGAGGCAAAGGUGUUGUGUAGUGACUCUGCUUUGGUUGAAUCUAUGAUGAGUGAAGAUAAGGGGAUAGAAGAUAAUGUGGAGAUUGAGAUUGGGAAUAAUGACAAUGUUCACUCAAUAAUGGAGCAGACUGAGAAGAAGGGUUCCCUGAAAGUUAUAGAGGCUGAGAAGGAAAGCUUGGGUGUGAUUGGGGGAGAUACUGUUGUUGAUAGAGAAUUAGUUGUGGCAUGUCCUGCGGAUUUUAGUAUCUUAGCAAAAAUGGCUUCUAGAUCUUGCCAGGUUAAGUCGGAAAGAGGAGGUUUGAUCUAUGGUAAACCGUGCAAAAGGUUGACCCGCUCCAUGUUGAAGGUUGAGGGUAUUAAACCUGAAGCUACUGCUGAUGACGACCAUCAUGUCAAUCCAGGAAAGGAUGUUAGAGAUAGUGGAGGAGAUGAUUGUGUUGAUGUUUCUACCCUAGUGGCAUAUAAGAAGGUGGAGGAGCUUCGUGAGCAAAAAAAUAAUGUGGAGAUAUGCCUCGGGCUUCCAAGUGGAUCAUCCCAGAUGAGUGGUCGUUCUCAACUUCUUGUUAACAAGGCAGUGAAUGAUGAGGUAGAUAAGCCUUUGAGGAGGUUUACGAGGUCAUUAGUCAAACAAGAAGGUGAUUCAGACAAUCCUAAUUUGGGGAAUACUACUAUACCAGCAGACUUGGGCGAGGUAGAUGUCAAUGCCAAUGAUGUCGAAAUAGAUGAUUUUCAAAGUCCUUCAGUUACAACCUCUCACAACAAGCGUGGAAGGCCCAGGAAAUUUUUAAGGAAUUUUCCAUCUAAGCUGAAAGAAAUUUUUAAUUGUGGAAUACUUGAGGGACUAACUGUGUACUAUCUUCAAGCAGCUAAGUUGAAAGAGGCAGGGACUAGAGGGCUUAAAGGAGUAAUAAAAGGAUCAGGCAUUUUGUGCUUUUGUAGUGCCUGCAAAGGAAUUCAAGUUUUGAGCCCUGGCAUGUUUGAGGUGCAUGCUUCUAGCACAAACAAGCGCCCACCUGAAUAUAUCUUACUGGAGUCGGGAUCCACAGUUCGUGAUGUCAUGAAUGCAUGCAAGCAAACUCCCUUGGCUAUACUAGAAGAAAAACUUCGUGUGGUAGUUGGACCAACUUUAAGGAAAUCUAGCCUGUGUUUGAAUUGCCAAGGUCCAAUGGUUGAGCCUUGUGAUACAAACUCAUUAGUUUUGUGCAAAUCGUGUUUGGAGGCUAAGGAGCCAGAACACCAUAGCAGUCCUUCUAAAGCAGAGGGUGCUCUUAACGGUUCGUCUAGGCCAAGUGUGGCUCCAAAAACUAUCCUUAGUGGGUCAAAAUCCAGUCCUCGCCAAAGUAACAGGUCACCCGAGCCAGGUGUGGUUCCAGAAACUAUUCUGAGCGAGUCAAAAUCCAGCUCAAUCAAAAGCAACAGCCAAGGGAGACUAACCAGAAAGGAUGUGCGGCUGCACAAACUUGUUUUUGAGGAUGAUAUACUGCCAGAUGGUACUGAAGUGGGUUAUUUCCUUGCUGGAAAGAAAUUGCUUGUCGGCUAUAAAAAGGGAUUUGGGAUACAUUGCUCUUGUUGCAACAAAGUGGUCAGUCCUUCAUUGUUUGAGGCCCAUGCUGGCUGUGCAAGUCGUCGGAAGCCGUUUCAGCACAUUUAUACAACCAAUGGGGUCUCUCUUCAUGAACUAUCAGUAGCACUAUCCAUGGACCAGAGGUUUUCCAUCCGUGAAAAUGAUGACCUUUGCAGUAUCUGUAGAGAUGGAGGCGAGCUCUUAUGUUGUGAUACCUGUCCAAGAUCAUAUCAUACAGUAUGUGCUUCUCUCCCAAGCCUUCCGAGUGAGAGGUGGUCCUGCAAAUAUUGUGUGAAUAUGGUUGAAAGAGAGAAGUUCGUGGAUAGCAAUCUCAAUGCCAUUGCAGCUGGGAGAGUUCAGGGAGUUGAUGCAAUUGCUGAGAUAACCAAAAGAUGCAUUCGAAUAGUCAGCUCCUUUGAGAGCGAGCUCCCAAGUGUAUGCGUGUUGUGCAGAGGUCAUAGUUUUUGCAGGUUGGGCUUUAAUUCUCGCACUGUGAUUAUCUGUGAUCAGUGUGAAAAGGAAUUCCAUGUUGGCUGUUUGAAAGAACAUAACAUUGCUGAUCUCAAGGAACUACCUGAAGAAAAAUGGUUUUGUUCCCUCGGGUGCGAAAAUAUCAACACUACAUUGGGCAAUCUGAUAGUUCGCGGAGAAGAGAAGCUUAGUAACAACAUUCUGAAUUUUAUAAAGAAGAAGGAAAAACUUAAUGAAGAAGGAUGUUCAGAUGACAACACCGUUCCAGACAUAAGAUGGAGGGUCCUUAGUGGGAAGUUGACCUCUUCGGAUGAUACAAAAGUAUUGCUCGCAAAGGCAGUUUCCAUCCUUCAUGAGCGAUUUGAUCCUAUCAGUGAAUCUGGAACCAGAGGAGAUCUCAUACCAGCCAUGGUGUACGGAAGGCAAACAAAGGGCCAAGAUUUUAGUGGCAUGUACUGCACCAUGCUGGCUGUGGAUGAAGUGAUUGUUUCAGUGGGAGUCUUUAGAGUUUUUGGGUCAGAAUUUGCGGAACUCCCUCUAGUUGCUACCAGCAAAGAUUGUCAAGGGCAGGGUUACUUCCAAUGCCUGUUUGCUUGCAUAGAGAGGCUACUCGGGUUCCUAAACGUGAAACAUAUCGUGCUACCAGCAGCAGAUGAAGCCAAAUCCAUAUGGACUGACAAAUUUGGUUUCAGCAAGAUGACCGAAGAGGAGGUGAAAGAAUGCAGAAAAGACUACUCGGUGAUGAUAUUUCAUGGAACAUCAAUGUUGAGAAAGAGUGUCCCUGAACCAACAAGAGCAGCCGUGAGUAAACCCGAAGAAGACAAUAUGAAAGAGUAAAGCCGAAGGUUGUCUUUGUUGUUUUUUGGUGUUGGAAGUCGGUGAAACGAUUGGGUAUUUUAUCUUUAAUCUAAUUUUCGGGUAGUAGCCUUAGUGUACAGGUUUUCCCCCUUAAUGUGUCUCAAGAUGCACACAACAAGGGUAAGAGAAUUUGGUUUUUGGUAGGGGGGAAUAGUGAGGAAGUAAAUGGGGUCUAAAAUACAUUGGGCAUUCUUUAUGGUUUU